UUUUUUAAUUUAUAAACAUCACAUGUCAUAAUAAUACGGGCACAGUAAACAACUGUUUACCAACAUAAGACUUUAUGGCGACAUUUGUAAAACCAUAUAUACUUGAGAAUAUUUCAGUCCUUUGCACCUUGUCGGAGCCGUCAGAUUACACAAUGAGGCUGUUUACCAUCGGAACACUCAGUCUAUCAUGUUUCAUAACGGUUGCCUGUGGUAACUACUAUCAGCCGUACGGAUACAGCUAUGGGAGUACGGUAGGGUACGGCGGAGGCGGAUAUGGAUAUGGCGGAGGCGGAGGGUUCGGGGGACUGUUCGGCAUGCUUAUAUUCUUAUUUGUUUUUAUCUUCAUUAUCGAGAUUCUGUUCGGAUCUCUAAAUGGAGGGGGAGGCUACAGUUAUGGGCAUGGAGGAAAGGGGAAAAGUAAUGGAAAAUAUGAUAACAGCUAUGGCAACGAUUACGGACAUGGAGGAAAGGGGAAAAGUAAAGGAAAAUAUUAUGACAGUUAUGGCAACGAUUACGGACAUGGCGGUGAUAGCUAUGACACUGGUUACAAGGAUUUAAAUGUUUAUUAAUAAAUGAUAGACCAAAAUGGACAAGAUGGACCUCAAACUAUUAUGAAACCGGGAGUGACCGCCCUGAGACAGACCAUGGAAACGACCAAACGAUAGUGACUUUGGAACUUAUUAUAUUUUUUCUUUCAAUUAUAUUUUCAAAUACAAGCAUCAUAAAA
This is a messenger RNA of Mercenaria mercenaria, 727 nucleotides long. RefSeq lists its product as uncharacterized. NCBI's taxonomy places the organism in Eukaryota, Metazoa, Mollusca, Bivalvia, Venerida, Veneridae. The record is from RefSeq and is a predicted model, not a curated record. Bases 75 to 569 code for a protein of 164 amino acids. The transcript has 4 exons.